AUGGCUUUUGACCCAUUGGAGGAUCGUGAAGUGGAUCUUCAACCGGUUCAAGACGAGAUGGGAGCAAAUGAAAUGAUCACUCACGUGGAGACAUCUAAUGCAUGUUCAUCAUUGAACAUCAUGGCCGAAGACAGCCAGCAGUCAACGAAACGAAGUAAUCAUACGUGGACUGCGGAAGAGGAUAAAGUCCUUGUGGAAUGUCUCAUUGAUAUAGGGUCCAAUUUCAAAGGAGAUAAUGGUUUUAAACCUGUAUUUUCUGCGGCUAUAGAGAAGCUCAUGCAUCAAAGGAUACCUGGAUGUACCCUCAGAGGUAUCCCUCACAUCACAUCCUGGGUUAAGUUGUUAAAAAAUCACUACAAUGCGAUCGCUGAAAUGAUCGGCCCAAACGGUGGGAGUGGUUUUGGAUGGAACGAUAUCAAGAAGCAGAUAGAGGUGGAGAGGGAGAUAUUCAAUGAUUGGGUGACGAGCCACCCUAAUGCCAAGGGUCUGUUCAAUAAACCAUUCCCAUACUAUGAGAGCUUAGGAGCAGUCUUCGGAAAAGAUGUAGCAACUGAACUUAAUGUAGAGGAACCAGCAGAUACGGUUUACGAAAUGGAGUGA
This is a messenger RNA of Gastrolobium bilobum, 600 nucleotides long. RefSeq lists its product as uncharacterized. The record is from RefSeq and is a predicted model, not a curated record. The coding region runs from base 1 to 600 and encodes 199 amino acids. NCBI's taxonomy places the organism in Eukaryota, Viridiplantae, Streptophyta, Magnoliopsida, Fabales, Fabaceae. The transcript is spliced from 3 exons.